CCAACUAACCAACCAACCAACCAAGGAGAGAAGAUCCUCUCUAUGACAGAGUUUCAUCUACAAAGCCAAAUGCCCUCAAUAAGACUCAUCUUCAGAAGGCUGUCCUUAGGCAGAAUUAAACCCAGUCAGAGCCCCAGGUGUUCAACCUCAUUUAUGGUGGCGCCUUCUUUCUCCAUCGCAGAGUACUGGAGAAGGAUGAAAGGGGCAAACCUGAGCCAAGGGAUGGAGUUUGAGCUCUUGGGCCUCACCACUGACCCCCAGCUCCAGAGGCUGCUCUUCGUGGUGUUCCUGGGCAUGUACACCGCCACUCUGCUGGGGAACCCGGUCAUGUUCCUCCUGAUCCAUGUGAGUGCCACCCUGCACACACCCAUGUACUCCCUCCUGAAGAGCCUCUCCUUCUUGGAUUUCUGCUACUCCUCCACGGUUGUGCCCCAGACCCUGGUGAACUUCUUGGCCAAGAGGAAAGUGAUCUCUUAUUUUGGCUGCAUGACUCAGAUGUUCUUCUAUGCGGGUUUUGCCACCAGUGAGUGCUAUCUCAUCGCUGCCAUGGCCUAUGACCGCUAUGCCGCUAUUUGUAACCCCCUGCUCUACUCAACCAUCAUGUCUCCUGAGGUCUGUGCCUCGCUGAUUGUGGGCUCCUACAGUGCAGGAUUCCUCAAUUCUCUUAUCCACACUAGUUGUAUCUUUAGUCUGAAAUUCUGCGGCGCUCAUGUCGUCACUCACUUCUUCUGUGAUGGACCACCCAUCCUGUCCCUGUCUUGUGUAGACACCUCACUGUGUGAGAUCCUGCUCUUCAUUUUUGCUGGUUUCAACCUUUUGAGCUGCACCCUCACCAUCUUGAUCUCCUACUUCUUAAUUCUCAACACCAUCCUGAGAAUGAGCUUGGCCCAGGGCAGGUUUAAGGCGUUUUCCACCUGCGCAUCCCACCUCACUGCCAUCUGCCUCUUCUUUGGCACAACACUUUUUAUGUACCUGCGCCCCAGGUCCAGCUACUCCUUGACACAGGACCGCACGGUUGCUGUCAUCUACACAGUGGUGAUUCCAAUGCUGAACCCCCUCAUCUACUCUUUGAGAAACAAGGAUGUGAAGAAAGCUUUAAUAAAGGUUUGGGGUAGGAAAACAAUGGAAUGAUUUCUCAAUGCAUUACCACAUAUCUUUAGAAAGUCAAGGGAACUUUUACCUUAGGUGGUGUCACCCUGAGCA
Gorilla gorilla gorilla (western lowland gorilla) is the source of this 1203-nucleotide messenger RNA. It is a transcript of the gene OR5AU1, whose product is annotated as olfactory receptor family 5 subfamily AU member 1. Gene Ontology annotation, molecular function: G protein-coupled receptor activity; olfactory receptor activity. Gene Ontology annotation, biological process: G protein-coupled receptor signaling pathway. The coding region runs from base 43 to 1131 and encodes 362 amino acids. Lineage: Eukaryota; Metazoa; Chordata; Mammalia; Primates; Hominidae. The record is from RefSeq and is a predicted model, not a curated record. The transcript has a single exon. Gene Ontology annotation, cellular component: membrane.